CGCUGAGAUGGCGGCGGCCGCCGCCGGGCUGAGCUGGAGGCGGGUGUCCUCCUUCACGGGGCCGGUGCCGCGCUCCCGCCACGGGCACCGCGCGGUCGCCAUCCGAGAGCUGCUCAUCAUUUUCGGCGGCGGCAACGAGGGCAUCGCCGACGAGCUGCACGUCUACAACACGGUUACAAAUCAAUGGUUCCUUCCAGCUGUAAGGGGAGAUAUUCCUCCAGGCUGUGCAGCACAUGGAUUUGUUUGUGAUGGUACCAGAAUACUAGUUUUUGGAGGAAUGGUUGAAUAUGGAAGAUAUAGCAAUGAUUUAUAUGAAUUGCAGGCAAGUCGAUGGCUCUGGAAAAAAGUAAAACCUCAAGCUCCUUCAAAUGGAUCACCACCCUGUCCUCGGCUUGGCCACAGCUUUUCUUUGUAUGGUAACAAGUGCUAUUUAUUUGGUGGCCUGGCAAAUGAAAGUGAAGAUUCAAAUAAUAAUGUUCCCAGAUAUUUAAAUGAUUUCUAUGAACUGGAGCUGCAACAUGGGUCUGGCGUGGUCGGCUGGAGUAUUCCUGUGACCAAAGGAAUCUUGCCAUCUCCCCGAGAAUCUCACACAGCCAUUGUGUACUGCCGAAAAGAUGUGGGAAGCCCAAAGAUGUAUAUUUUUGGAGGCAUGUGUGGCUGUCGGCUUAAUGAUCUCUGGGAACUUGACAUAGAAACCAUGACCUGGUCAAGACCAGAAACCAAAGGGACAGUACCACUUCCUCGUAGUCUCCAUACGGCCAAUGUAAUAGGAAACAAAAUGUAUGUUUUUGGUGGAUGGGUUCCACAGUCAACAGCAGGUGAAAUUUCUGCUCCUGACGGUGAAUGGAAAUGCACUGGUUCAUUUUCUUACCUUAAUUUGGAUACCACAGAAUGGAUAGGUCUGAUCUCAGAUUGCCAGGAGGACAAAAGUAACUUGUUACCAGGGCCAAGAGCAGGACACUGUGCUGUAGCUGUUGGCACUCGUCUGUAUAUCUGGAGUGGUAGAGAUGGUUACAGAAAAGCUUGGAACAAUCAAGUUUGCUGCAAAGAUCUUUGGUACCUUGAUACUGAGAGACCUCAAGCACCAUCACAGGUACAGCUGAUCAGAGCUACAACCAAUUCUUUUCAAUUGAAGUGGGAUGAAGUACCUACUGUUGAAGGAUAUCUUCUUCAAUUACAUGCUGACUCACCAGUGCCAACGGUGGCUGGAAUUCCUGGUACUGGCAUUCCUGAGACAUCAGUGCUGAGUUCACAAGGUGGCUGUUCUCUCCAUCAGAGUCCACAGUCAUUGCCUAGCGUCCCUUAUCCAGAAAUGAAGGUGGAUCCUCCCAGCCAAGCAAAUAAUCUCAUUCCUAAUAACGUCCAAGUUGCCCUUUCAUCCAGUUCAAAAGUAGAAGGAAAAGAAAAGGUUGCAGCACCUGAAAACAAGGUUACACAGGAGACCAUGAAAAACCAUGCAGAUGCUACAGGAUUCAAAGAAUCAAAUGCCCCUUCUCUUUUGCCUGUUUGUACUUCAAGUGCUCAGACAUCAGCAAAUGUAGGUGAAUUACAUGACUUGGACAAACAAAGUGUAAAUCCUGAUGCUUCUGUAUCCAGUACUGUCUCCAGCACACAAACUAUGGUAACCCAGCAGGCUGUUAAAACUGAAUCAUCAAGUACAAAUGGGGCAGUUGUUAAAGAUGAAACUUCACUAACAACAUUCAAUUCAAAAUCUGAAGCUGCUGAAACUGCUUAUGUCACGCCUUCAACAAGGGUCAGUACUGGACAGACAAAUGAUUCACACUCUUCUAGAGCUCCCCAGAGGCCGCCGGCACCCGUGAAAGCCAGGGACCGCCGCUGGUAUGAUGUGGGAAUUUUUAAGAACAACAGUGCUGUGGUGAGCCAGUUCUACUUGCUGCCAGAGGAAACAAUGAACAUCAAUAGCAAGACAGAAGGUGCAGAUGUACCAGACUACAGAUUACUUAAGAAACAGGAUCUGUUUCCAGGCACAGUGUACAGGUUCAGAGUUGCUGCAAUUAAUGGCUGUGGUAUUGGGCCUUUCAGUAAAAUCAGUGAAUUCAAGACAUGCAUUCCAGGUUUUCCUGGAGCUCCUUCAACAGUCAAAAUCACCAAGAGUGUAGACUGUAUUCAUCUUUCUUGGGAGCCUCCUGCUUCACCCUCUGGAAAUAUCUUAGAAUACUCUGCCUACUUAGCCAUCCGUUCCACGCAAUUACAGGAAAAUCCAAGUCAACUUGUAUUUAUGAGGAUAUACUGUGGUCUUAAAACCUCCUGUAUAGUGACUGCUGCCCAGCUCUCCAAUGCCCACGUGGAUUACACUUCCCGGCCUGCCAUAGUGUUCAGGAUUUCAGCCAAGAACGAGAGAGGCUAUGGCCCUGCCACACAGGUCCGGUGGCUCCAAGAUAUGAAAACAUCAAAGUAGAAACGACUUAAAUCUCCAGUUUCGAAUGUAGUGUUUAAUGUAACUCUUGUACUAUUUGUAAAUGCUACAAAUAUUUUAUUUUUGCAUUGUUUUUAUCUUAAAAAAUAUAUAACCUUUUUUACGUUUGACACAUCAACAUUAUAGAGCCUUGCUCAGGUAUGAGUAUCAUGUAGAAAAUAUAUCAGAGAUGGUGGAGGAUCACACUCUAUCCAGCAGCUCUUUUUGGUAGUGAUAAGUUAAAAUGUAAAUAACACUGAGUUUCAGAUUAAAAAUGAACAAAAGAAUUGGCACAAGUAGUAGUAUUUGAGGUAGAGUCCCCGUGAUUGCUACAGAUCUUGUAUAGAUAAUUCAUAAGAUUUGGGAUAUGAGCAAAUUCUGCUUGGUUUUGGUUCCCUAUACCACAUUCUUCAUUGUGGUGCUUGAGUACAAGGCAAAAAUUUCCAGUUAUUAUAUAGUAACUUAAAAUGUAUAAAUAUUUUAAUAUAUACUUUUUUUGUAAAGAAAUGAUUUUUUCUACUAUUUGUAACAAAUAUCUUAAUCUUGAAAGAUAUCCCCUGAAAAAUUAAAAGGAAAAAGAUAAACUUAUCCAUUGCUCUUAUUACAAAAAAGGUAAAUUCAUUGUAAAUGCACUACUAUUACUUAAAAUUAUCCUUUUGUAGUUGUACAAAUCUUAAACUUGUAAAUACCAAUGUUUACAAGAGAUCUUUCUGGUCUCUUUUCCAUGAGAUUCAUUCUCUUUUUCUUUUUUUUUU
Messenger RNA from Sturnus vulgaris (Common starling), 3171 nucleotides. RefSeq names its product host cell factor C2 (gene HCFC2). Gene Ontology annotation, molecular function: protein binding; transcription coactivator activity. Gene Ontology annotation, cellular component: histone methyltransferase complex. Gene Ontology annotation, biological process: regulation of DNA-templated transcription; chromatin remodeling. Lineage: Eukaryota; Metazoa; Chordata; Aves; Passeriformes; Sturnidae. The record is from RefSeq and is a predicted model, not a curated record.